Molecule: messenger RNA, 875 nt
Organism: Raphanus sativus (radish)
Lineage: Eukaryota; Viridiplantae; Streptophyta; Magnoliopsida; Brassicales; Brassicaceae
Exons: 2
Coding region: 181-675 (164 amino acids)
Source: RefSeq, a predicted model, not a curated record
AAAAAUAUUUACCGCGCAGUUAAAAGUAGAAAAAGGGCGCAGAGGAAAAAGAAGGAGAUCCAGACAGAACCCUUUUUAGAUACUGUUCUGAAGAUUUGUCUGAUUCCGACCUAAUCAAAGAAGCUGUGAAGAAGUAUAAACUGUUUCCGGUUGCAAUCCAUUCCUGCGGGAGGUUUGAUAAUGGGGUUCUUAAAGAAGCUCGCGGGCGUGUUUGGAUUUGGGCAGGAAGCUGUGAAAAGCGAGGAAGACGAUGGAGGAGACGGUACAGUCAUCGAUUCCGGUGACGGAGAUAAGCGGAGGGAGAAUAAUCAGCCGAGAUUUCGCGAAACUGGACUACCCAGGAGAGGAUUCGGAGUUCCGGUUCAAGUCGCCGUGGAAAGGUCUCAACUUGGUCCUCUUCUUCAUCCUUGCUCCGCCGGAGACGGUGGUAUUCAGGGACUAAGGUGGUAUACAAAACGGCUAAGGGUUGAUGAAGAUGGAGAUGUCGCCGAUGAGUUUUUGGAAGAGGGAGACCAACCGGCAAACGCAGAAGAUGAUCAUAGCUCUAAUAAGACAAUGCCAAGGCUUGAGGCGAAACGCAAAACGAAACCUGCUAAAGUAAGAAGACUGGUUGUGUCUUCUGAUGGGAAACUCCAGCAGUGCAUUGAACAUCAAGGAAGAUUACUUUUAGUAUGAAUAUGAUUUGAAACAACAUAGAGAGGUUUGGACAAGCUUUUGUUUCAUCAGCAUUUCAAAACCCUGGUAUCAAACAGAUGGUAACAUGUUGUGUUGAUUACUAAAUUAGAUUUUUUUUUAUUAUUAUUAUUCUUGAGCAAAACAAGACUGGUUUUAUAAAUAGAGACGGACAGAAAUGAUAUUUGGGGUUUGUUUUACAA